Carica papaya (papaya) is the source of this 1129-nucleotide messenger RNA. Its product is annotated as pathogen-related protein-like. Lineage: Eukaryota; Viridiplantae; Streptophyta; Magnoliopsida; Brassicales; Caricaceae. The record is from RefSeq and is a predicted model, not a curated record.
CCUUAAAAAAAAUCAAUGAAAUUGAUUCAUAAACUAAUAAUAUUUCUUAAAUAGCUUAACCUCUAUCCAGUAGUUAUUAAUAUGUAAUCUUCCACUAUAAAUACCUGCCCAUGGCUCCAACCAUCGCUACACAGAAGGAAAAGUACAUAUAUACAUACGUACACACACACACACAAUCUACAAAUUAUGGGCAUUGGGCAAGAAGCUGCAGUUGCAGUUGCUGGAAGGGACAAAUACAGGUCUUUCUUGUCUGAAGAUGAAGUAGGAAAAGUUCAAUGGAGAAAUGGUGCGCCUCCCACAUUUGACGUUGUCAACAAGCUCUUUGAAGAAGGAAGAACCAAGGAAUGGCCUAAAGGAUCACUAGAAGAAACAGUGCAAAAUGCUAUCAAGACAUGGGAGAUGGAGCUCUCACACAAAACCCGCUUGCAGGAUUUCAAGACCAUUAACCCUGACAAGUUUAAGCUCUUUGUCAAUGGAAGAGAAGGGUUAUCAGGACAAGAGACCCUUAAGCUUGGGAGCUACAAUGCUUUACUAAAGAAUUCUCUGCCAGAGGAAUUUCAAUACUACAAAGCAGAUAAAGAGACCUUUGAAUCAUCUCAUGAAGCUUUUCGAAUGGCUUUCCCUCGUGGAUUUGCAUGGGAAGUGCUUGCCGUCUACUCUGGUCCUCCUGUGAUUGCCUUCAAAUUUAGGCACUGGGGCUUCUUCGAAGGCCCUUUCAGAGGACAUGCUCCUACUGGAGAGAAGAUCGAGUUCAUUGGACUCAGAACUCUCAAGGUUGACGAGUCCCUCAGGGUAGAGGAAGUUGAAAUUUACUAUGACCCAGCAGAGUUAUUUGGGGGACUGCUCAAAGGGUCAUCAAUUUCAGCCUCACAGAUUCCAACCACUCAAAGUUGUCCAUUCGCCAGUUAAACAAAUAUUGCAAUUUGAAAGAAGAGAACUGUACUUUCUGCCUUUGGAAGUAUCAACUCAACUAAGUCUACUUUCUGGGUAUCUAUUUGUCUAAAACAAUUGCAUAUGGUUGAAAACUAAUUGCCCUUUCUCUAUGUCCGCCAAACUCCUACUAUCUCAUGCCUAAACAUUACUGCUCAGUAGCAGACAAAUAAAUAAUAAAAUUAUUUGAAACAAAAAU